Molecule: messenger RNA, 711 nt
Organism: Theobroma cacao (cacao)
Lineage: Eukaryota; Viridiplantae; Streptophyta; Magnoliopsida; Malvales; Malvaceae
Molecular function (GO): phosphatase activity
Source: RefSeq, a predicted model, not a curated record
AUGGUAACACCAACGUGCCGCCUCAAGGGCUUCGAGAUUCUUAGACAGGAGGAAAAGACCGACCUCGAAACCAACAAAGUAGUUGGUCACCCUGGACUCGAACUUGAAUUCGAAACCAGCUUCAACAUUGUACCCCCAGUUCUUGUCAUACACCGCAACCGGCUUCCUCCAAUGGUUUCAGACAAAAAAGGGACGAUUGUUCUUGAUUUGGACGAAACCCUGGUGCAUUCAAGCCUCGACCCGCCUCCACCAAGGUACGAUUUCAUAGUGUCGAGAAAUAUGGACGGGGUGACGAUAAACUUCUACGUGUUAAAACGACCCGGGAUCGAUGAGUUCUUGGAGACGAUCAGCAAGAAAUACGAACUUGUUGUGUUCACGGCGGGGCACGUAGCGUACGCAUCGAAGGUGCUGGAUACUCUUGACCCGAAGGGGCUUAUAUCGCACCGGCUCUACAGGGAUUCAUGCAAACAAGUGCGAGGGAGAUUCGUGAAGGACUUGUCACGGCUGGGGAGAGACUUGAGGAAGACUGUAAUCGUCGAUGAUAACCCAAAGUCUUUUGCAUUGCAACCCAAGAACGGGAUCCCCAUAAAGCCGUUUGUUGGUGAUCAGCUUUGGGACAAUGAGUUGAUGAAGUUGACGGUGUUUUUUGAGACAUGUAAUGUCUUUGAAGACAUGAGAGAUACCGUGAACCAGUACCUCGGAAGGUGCUGA